CGAGACAUGCAUACGAAUGUGUACUUGACUAUAUAGGUUUUAUACGUAUGUUUCCUGAUGUAUGUAGCCAAUAAAACGACAGUGUAUUGGCAAGCAUGUUACCCACAAUUUUUGUGGUAUUGUGUGUGGUAAAGUUUUGUAGGUUGUAAGGAAUUAGUUUAAUUCGGAAACACUUUUGAAAUGGUCAUAACGGCUGAUGUAUAUUUACCACCUGAAGAAGAAUUAACAGUCCAAGAAGUUAAUCUGAGUGGUCCGGCACUUAGAGCUGGAGCGUUUCAUUAUGGAAAAUAUUGCGAGUUUCAGAACAAUGAGUUUAUGCUUUGUCGCAGCGAGCUUAAUGAUCCUAGAAAAUGUAUUUCUGAAGGAAAAGCUGUAACAAGUUGUGCUCUAGACUUCUUUAGAAAAGUGAAGAAGACAUGUUUUAAGGAAUUUACACAGUAUGCGAAUUGUCUUGACAAAUCUAGCACAAAACUGGAAUUUGAACAUUGCCGGAAGACGCAAGCUGUUUAUGAUAAAUGUGUCCUGGACAACCUUGGAAUUGAACGUCCUCAAUUUGGAUAUUUUUGUGAAGUGAAGGUUCAUGACACUAAACGUCCAAAACCAGAGCCCAAGAAACCGGAUGUGUAUCCUGACUACACACCAUACUUACCAGAUGAUUAUCCGCGUCCUCCUGCUAAAUAUGGUUCACGAUUUCACUGGAUGGAGUAAAGUGCUGACAUUACUUCCUUUGAAAUAAAUGCUUUCAUGUCUUGAUACUGCAUUUAAAAUGUGAUCUUGAUUUCAAAGGCAUGUAAUUGUAGUAUAUUUAAUAAAAAAAAAGAAUUGUAAUUGAUGUUAUGUGUGAGAGAAGAACUAGUAAAGUAGAUUCUUACUCAAAAAGUU
This is a messenger RNA of Cryptotermes secundus, 882 nucleotides long. RefSeq names its product NADH dehydrogenase [ubiquinone] 1 alpha subcomplex subunit 8 (gene ND-19). The record is from RefSeq and is a predicted model, not a curated record. The coding region runs from base 181 to 708 and encodes 175 amino acids. Gene Ontology annotation, biological process: mitochondrial electron transport, NADH to ubiquinone. The transcript is spliced from 3 exons. NCBI's taxonomy places the organism in Eukaryota, Metazoa, Arthropoda, Insecta, Blattodea, Kalotermitidae.